Messenger RNA from Colossoma macropomum (tambaqui), 737 nucleotides. RefSeq names its product chromosome unknown C11orf1 homolog (gene cfap68). Gene Ontology annotation, cellular component: nucleus. Bases 203 to 682 code for a protein of 159 amino acids. The transcript is spliced from 3 exons. NCBI's taxonomy places the organism in Eukaryota, Metazoa, Chordata, Actinopteri, Characiformes, Serrasalmidae. The record is from RefSeq and is a predicted model, not a curated record.
UGGAACACUGCUUCAGCACGGCUUGAUACAGAACACAGCCAUGUCCUCUUGUCGCCAUAGAAAUAACUGACAACAAAGAGGAGUCCGUGAUGAACCGCUCUCGAGAGGCAGGCGCGCGAGGAUAGACUUAAAAACGCGUCCAUUUAAGUCAGAAGUACCGUAAAGGCACCGAGUCGCUCUGGACCGCUCCGCUGUGGUCAGUAUGGACUUUGCCCGGAUGCAGAGCAGCCCACCCUUCCACUACACGCUCCGGGCUUCCGGGCAGAGUGAGGUUUGGCGCGAUUUCACCGACGAAGCCAAGUUCCGUCAGUACGGGUGGCGCUGCUCCACGACCGAGGACGCGUAUUCCCCCGCUACCCUCAUCGGAAACUGGGCCGAGAAGAGGUUCGACACUCGUCGUGCCAGAGAAUUACGGCGCCCCCUGCCGUCGCAGUUCUCUCACUACUUUGAGACUACAUACUCCUCUGCCUACUACAAGGAAGACAAACGGCCAGUUUACAGCACUGUGAAGAGAGAGCCCAGAAGCUUCCCUGGUCAUCAGCCUGAACUGGACCCUCCCCACACCAAGAGUGUGCCAAACUCCUGCUACAGACUGGACUUCAGCCGGCAUGGGCCAAAUAGUAGCUCAGCUGCACCCAGUCCAGAGCUCCCGCUGAAGGAAGAAGGAGCUAGUGACUUAUAAAACAGCUCUUUCUUUUCAUUCUUUUAAGUGUGUGUGUGUGUGUGUGUGUGUGUGU